This is a messenger RNA of Magallana angulata, 9066 nucleotides long. RefSeq lists its product as uncharacterized. Gene Ontology annotation, biological process: mRNA processing. NCBI's taxonomy places the organism in Eukaryota, Metazoa, Mollusca, Bivalvia, Ostreida, Ostreidae. Gene Ontology annotation, cellular component: nucleus. The transcript is spliced from 46 exons. The coding region runs from base 33 to 7775 and encodes 2580 amino acids. Gene Ontology annotation, molecular function: protein binding; RNA binding. The record is from RefSeq and is a predicted model, not a curated record.
CUAUCCCGUCCGAAUUUGCAAAGACUAUUGGAAUGGAAGACGACGAAGAUACGUUCGUAACAAUUGGUACUCCUUUGGAGUUUAUAGACGAAGAUGACCCGAUCAAAAAGCCACAGAAAGAACUGCAAGCAGUUGGGGUGGGCACGAAGGCCAGACCUCGCUUUCACGGUGCAUUUACAGGAGGCUUUUCAGCUGGAUAUUUCAACACAGUGGGCUCCAAGGAUGGAUUCACACCAUCAAGUUUUACAUCUUCAAAAGAAAAGAAAAAUGAAUUUUCAACGCAAAGACCAGAGGACUUCAUGGAUGAAGAAGACUUUGCAGAGCAUGGAAUAGCUCCAAGAAAGUUUCAAACAUCUGACUCGUUUGUCUCAGAAGACAGAAAGAGACAAAGAGAUCAAGCCAUCAAGUCAGCUACUGCGGACACUUUGUUAGGAUCAACCACUGCACUGGCUGACCUAAUUGUGCCAGAAAGACUGACAAUAGGGGUUAAACUUCUUCGCAAGAUGGGCUGGAAAGAAGGCCAGGGAUUGGGUCCACGUUACGAGAAAAAAGCAAAAUCAGGGAAAAGUUCUAAAGAUUCUCAGAGAAAAGUGUACGGUUGUUCUUUACCACAAGAAAUGAGUGAGGAAUCUGAUGAGGAAAUCCCCGAAAAUGUCACCUUUGCCCCCAAAGAUGUCAAUCCCGUAAAGAUUGGAGCUAAAGACAAUGUGCAUGGUAUAGGGUAUCGUGGUCUUGACCCUAGAAAGGCCCUCCCCGCUACUCAUGUGAGCCUGUUUCCUGCCCCAGCCAUCACAAAGACAGGCAAAAAGGGCAUCAGAGGCACCGCAUUUGGAGUUGGGGCUUUGGAAGAGGAUGAUGAGGAUGUCUAUUCACAGGAUCAUCUGUCCAACUAUGACAUGACGAUGGACAUAGAGGAGGACAUUCACAUGGGAUGGACUGCUCCAGGGAGGGGCAAGAAACAAGCUGUUCCAGUAGGAUAUGUGGGAAAUCUUCUAGAGGGGUUUACAUUGUCAGGAAAGAAACUGCCACCAAGGAAAAUAUUUCCUCCUCCCCACCUACCUAGCAACUACAAACCAUUGCACACAUUUAGAAAGGAAGACACUGCUCCAGUGUCUCAUACCAACACAGAACAGGAUGCUGUUUCAAGGGGGCUAACUCUUGGGGAAACACCUGUUUUUGAGUCAGUAUUUGAUCUGAUUCCCCAGAAAGAUAAAGAUAGAUUAAAUGCGGCAAAGUCCAGAGCAGAAGGCACCAUAGAUGUUCAGAGUUCCAGUAACACUGAGAAGGAUUCUUCUGAUUCUCACAUUCACACAAGUCAGUCUACUAGUGUAUCUCCUGCAGUCUCUGUCAUGGAAAGUACUGCAGGAACACAGCCUUCCCCAAUGGCUACCAUCAAAGAACCCUCAAAGUUGGGGACUUUACAGUCAUCACCUCACACCGGCAGAGGUGCCGUCUUCAGUCCAUUCGUGAAAGAUCCUGAAAAACAAAGGAGAUAUGAUCAGUAUAUCAGCCUUGUCAAAGAAGGAAAUCCAGACGCUUAUGAACAUGUUGCCGGGAGUCACAUGACUGAAUGGGAAAGAGAGAGAGAGAUGGAGGAGUUUAGUAAAGCUGCCAGGUUUUACAAACCCAUGACCAGCAUGAUGGCAUCACGCUUCACCCGAGCCAAGUUCCAUGACGAUGAAGACAAAGUGGAGAUGCCUGCUCAAGAGGAGGGAAAUAGGAAUGAUCGUCAAAGUGCUGCCAAAAUGAAGAUGUAUGGAGCAUUGACUCGUGAUUCCUACGAGUGGCAUCCUGAUCGAGUGGUGUGCAAGCGCUUCAACAUCCCAGAUCCUUACCCAGGGUCAACUAUUACUGGUGUUCCAAAAGUAAAGAGAGACAAGUAUUCAGUGUUUAACUUCUUGAAUUUUACCUCCAAUGAACCAAUAGAGGAGAAAUCUGUGUCACAGGAGAGUGAAAUGAAAGCACUCCCUGCCCCAGAAACCAAACAAGAUAAAGCAGAAAGUGUAUCAUUCAAGAUAACCGCAAAAUCCCAUCCAAAGAUGACCACUUCUAUCUUCUCCUCUCUGAAUGAGGAGAAACCCAAAGGCUCCUCCUCAGAAAACGUGCAGAAAGAGGAAGAGGCUCGACCUUCCAUGGACCUCUUUGAGGCCAUUUUUGGCAACACAGAUUCUGAAGACUCAGAAGAGGACACCCCGAAAGCAACCAGCAACAUCUCAAACAGUCCGCCAGCAACACUGAGCCAAGCAAGCAACAAAAGGUCUUCUGAAAGCCCUACUACAGAUAUAACAGAGACAAGGGAUCAAUCUUCAAAUCUUGACAAGGGGCAUCAUCACAGUGGAAGAUCAAACUCAGAGAAAAACAAGAAUAGAAGAGAAUCGGACAAAUCAGGGUCAAAAGAAAGGACUUCAGCGAAUCCUACAACCUCCAUCUUCUCUCAUUUAUUCCAGGAACCACAGAAAGAAGAGGUCAGUUUAUUACCUGGUGCUCCUGUUGCCAUAGAGACACUGGAAAUGAGACUUUCUGGAGAAAAUAGAGUAGAAGAUUCAUUUGGACCAGAACUCCCUCCUGUGAUGAAAGAAUCAGCUGGAGGAAGUUUGAAAGGAAAUGGUGUUAUGCAACCAGAGCACCAAAAGUCAUACGAUGAAGGAAGAGGUGAAAAAGAUAGGCACAGAGAAAGGAAGAAAGAGAAAUACAGAGAUAAAGAAAAGGGCCAACACAAAGACAGACACAGAAGUAGAAGUAGGGGUGAUAGAGAGAGAAACAGCAGUGACAGGCACAAAAAGCACAAACAUACAAAGAGUAAGAAGUCUAAACACAAAAAGAAACACAAGAAAGAGAAAAAGAGUCACAAAAAGGAGAAGCAUACAGUGUCUUACAGUUCGUCUGAUGCCGACAGUGAAAGUGACAGCGACUCACCCGUGUCUAACCAGGAACUGUUACAACGGAUCAGAAUGGAUCCGGGUUUGGUUGUAGUGUGGAGCUUAUUGUUGACCGUGGUGCUGUCUGAAGAGUUGUUCGUGACUACCCAAACCUCGGUCUUGCACAUUGAUACAUCAACUUCACAAACAUCAACCAUUAUUACCAAGGAAAAUGGGCGUCUACUGGGUUUGGCUGCAGACUGGCGUGGGGGGAGGCUGUAUUACACGGACGUGUCACCUACAGGGGGCGGUAUCUACACCGCCAACCUACAGGGAGGGGACGUCAGAAAACUACCAAUUCAAUACCCUGACAUGGAACCCGUGGGGCUGGCGGUAGACUGGGUGUACGGACACCUGUACUGGACAGAUACCGUCUACAGGGCCGUUAUGAUGUCAAAUCUUGACGGCACGGGACGCGUUACCAUAGUGACAAAAGACCUGAUCAUCCCCCGUGGAAUUGCUGUCCACCCCGAUAGAAGAGAACUAUAUGUCGGCGACCAAGGAAAACAUGCUGUGCAGGUUUGUGGGUUGGAUGGAAGAAACUGCCGGGAACUCAACGUCACUGACGACAGCGCCACCUUCUGGCCAAAUCAGAUCGCUAUUGACUACUCAUCUCAAAAGGUACAUUGGACGGACGGGUGGGUACCAGCUUUAUACUCCUGUUCCAUUGGGGGCACCGACUGUCAGAGGAAGACUGGGAACCUCUCCACAGAACUUGGUUCUAACCCAGCGUUUGGUCUUGCUGUUGGUCAGAGUGGCCAGUUGUAUUUGUCCACACUCCACAACCAGUCGUUAUAUAGGUCCAGUCUUGAUCUUGAACUGACUAGCGUACAGAUAGACACGUCAGAAACAAAGACGUUCUUCUUGAUCAAAAAGGAAACGGGCUCUAGUCUACCAGCAGUCGUCACUACGAAUCCUUGUGCCACCAAUAAGGGGGGCUGCUCAGACAUCUGUGUUCCACACUCAGGGGACAACUUUACCUGCAUGUGUCCUGAUGGAUCGGGAAAACUUCCGGUCAACAAAAUGUGCCAAGCCCCGGACCAGUUUCUGCUCUUUACCGACAUAUCUAGGGGAAUUGUGGGAAUGGCUAGUGUUGACGAUUCUGAAAUGCAGACGACAAUUGCACGGGCUGUUAAACCUUUGGCAGUGAUUUACCAUCAAACUGAAAAAAAAGUUUACUUCGCUGAUGCUCGUCUUCGGGCCAUCUACAAAUGCAACCUAGACGGAAGUGACGUACAGACUGUACUAAACAGCUCGCAUGGAAUUGGCCAAGUGGAAGGUUUGUCGAUUGACUACCGUCAGAACCGACUUUACUUUUCCAACAUGGGUUUUGAGGAGUAUGAUGGGGUGCUGAGAUCAUGGCAUACUAUCGAGAUGGUGGACUUGGACACCAAACAAAGACGGACCAUUGUGACGUCAUUGGAGAAACCCAGGGCCGUAGUGGUGGACUCAGAGCGCCGAGUUUUGUACUACACCGACUGGGGAAGUGCAGGUCACGUGGGUAGGGUGGGUUUGGAUGGUUCCAACAAGGUGAUGCUAACUACAGCGGAGAACCCUAAUGACCUGAUUAUCUCUGACAAUAAGUUGUUGAUCAUCAACAACAAACAGCCCACAGCAGAAAUCAUAGAAAUAGACCUCGCCAACUCUGAUGGCGUAACAAACAGCCGUCAACUUUCCAACGUGGAGCCAAUGUCUCUGUCCAUAUCUGGGGGUAACCUGCUGGUCAGCUCUUUUACGGGAGGUCUCAGUAUCUACAGCAAGUCAAGUCUCAGCCAAACCUUUAGCUCCAUCCUCGGACAGUUUACACGAAUGACCGUGGUGGACACAACUAUAACUAAGCAACGAGAUGAAGGCGUAUGUUCGAAUUCCGAAUCCUGCUCUGGCAUUUGUGUGACUUCAUCACAGUCCACUUUUUUCACGUGUCUAUGUCCAACCGAUAAAUUCAACGAACAAACCAGCGACCGUUUAUCCUGUCAGAAACCAAACUCCUACUUAUUAUUUGCCGACAUAGACGGGAUCAAAAUGGUCCCACAAGGCAAUACGGGCGACAACCACGUCUAUACCAUAGUGUAUCCUAGCGCCGACUGUAGCCAUUUCUAUGGUCUUGUAGUGGAUGAUAAUCAACAGUAUAUCUACUUCAGUGCUUUACAAGGGAAUUCAAUUUUCCGCGCCAAUGUAGACGGUUCGAAUAUGGAAAAAUUUGUGACUGAUGCCAAUGGCAAAGUAACAAGUUUAGCUUUGGCUGGAAGCGACCUCUUCUGGACAACUACAAACACCAUCGAUAACUCCACCGGUGCUAUCGUUCACUGUAACACAGGGGAUACCAGCAGAACUGUCACUGUACUGAGGAAUACCACAACGGAACCUCUAGAUAUCGCAGCUGAUGAAAGUAACAUUUACUGGACAGAGAGAGGCAGGACUUCUGUGAUGCGGUUAGACAGACGUGAUACUGUAUUACGUUUCAUAACAGUCGGUGGCCAGACUUCUGCCAUUGGCCUCACUGUUCCCUCCAGACAUCUCCUGUACGCCACGGACCAGAGCGUGACAUUGCGGCGGUUUCCUGCCAGCUCUGGUUCAUAUCUAGUGGACACUAUAACAGAGGCAGGGGUGAGAAAUCUGAAGCCCACAAGACAAUUCCUUUACCUAUCUCGCUGGUGGGGGAACAACACGGGGUCGGUAACACGCCAUGACCUCAUCACGAAAAAAAAUUAUUAUGUCACGAACAGUACAAUUCGACCUGGACAGAUGGUUUAUAUAUCAGAUCAGGCAAUAAGUGUACAAGAUAAGGUGGGUAGCUGUCCCUCCAUUGGAUCCUGUUCAAGCACGACCUGUUUUCUGGACGUGGACUGUUACGGUAGCUCUAAAUGCUGUGGUACAAGUCAGUGUACCAGGUGUUCACCCCCAGAGAAAGGGUCAAAUUGUGUCAAGGAGGGAGUCUAUAUCGAGAAUUCUGGAGGUGCUGUGAAUAUUGGCUGUGAGAAAUGUUCGUGUUUGAAUGGUAAUCUUACCUGUGACCGACUUGCCUGUCCGGACCUGAGUUCGUGUCCCACAGAAUACAGAAAUCAACCAUCUGGGUCAUGUUGUCGUUCAUGCUCAGUAACAACAGCUUGCUCAAGUCCGCCAACAAUAGAAAACUGCCCCACCACUGCCAAGUCAUUUCUCCUAUCCAGUAACAGUGAUACGGUUAAUGUGACUCUUGAUGACGUCAUAUCAACAGCAACAUACGGGAAAAGUUGUUCCGGGCAGAAAUUAAACAUAGAUUUUAGUGAUACGUCUCUAAAAUAUCGACCAAACGUUCAAACGGUCACUGUAUCAGCUUCAGAUAAACAUGGCACCGCGACCUGUACAAUUUCUAUUCAUAUAAUCGAUGAUACAAAACCAGUAUUUGAAUCUUGUCCAGGUGAAGCGUUACAAAUAUAUGUAACAGAGAGUAAUAGGGUCGUCACUUGGCCCCCGGUCACAGCCAGAGAUAAUUCGGGCAUGGUGACGCUAACGCCAAAUCUGGAAAAUGGUGUCGAGCGGCCAGCUGGUUUAUAUGCUAUCAAUUAUGAAGCUGUAGAUGGUUCUGGCAAUAGUAAAGUGUGUACAUUUUCAGUAAAAGUCAUUAUGCUCCAAGCUUGCAAGAGUCCACCCAUCCCAUUCAACGGUCUUCUAAGUUGUAAAGACGCCACUGAGCUGACAUGUCAGUUGGAGAACUGUAAUACUGGCUAUUUGAACACUUUGUCCGUUACACCAACCCACACCUGUGAUCAGACUAGUGGACAGUGGGUCCCUCCGUUUCCUUCCAAUUUUACCAACGUCUGCGUCAAGCCCAGACCCUCAAUUAUUCAACGAGAGUAUAAUUUUGAGUUUAAUUGUCCAAAUUCCGAGUUCGAUGCCGGGGACCUACAAGAGUGUAUCUCCAACGCUCGCCUGUGUCCAAAAGAUGACAUUAAACUUUGUGACCGACCUUUCAAACGAAUUCAGGGCGUUGCUGAAUCAAACAGCCUGAUGAAUAUAAACAUGAAGAUGGAAGGAACGCUACCUUAUGGAGGCAACCUUGCGGACCUAACCAGCCGGAUGGACAGCGCGGGAGGAAUGAUCGAAGACUUCUUUCAAACUGGCAAUUUUAAAACAAAAUGUCCAAAAAUUACCUGUCCUUUCACAAAGGCUACGUCCAAGCCAGAUAUCAGGAAAUGUAAUAUUGGGUCAAAGACUUUCAUUGUACAGGGAAAGGAGAUUUGUGCACCAUGCCCUGCUGGAUGGUUUUAUAACACGGAUGGCGACUGCUCACAAUGCCCAUCGAAUACCUUCCAGGAAAGAACCGGGCAGACGAUUUGUACAGCCUGUCCUGUGGAAACUUCUUCACCGACCGGUUCUUUCCUCCAAUCGCAGUGUAUUCAGAGCUUAUCACAAAGUGGUGGCAACACUGACACCAUGAACAUGCUUACAAUCGUAAUCCCAGUGAUUGCCGCCUUGGUAAUACUUUUACUGGUUGUCGUGGUCAUCGCAUGUUUCCUGAAGAGAAAGAAGGCGUCUCAACAACCAUCCAAGAGAGAAGAGAAGUUUCAAAACCCAAUCUUCAUAGGCCAAGGAAAUGAUGCAUUUUCAGGUGGUCCUACUGUUGAGGAAUAUGACCAGAUUCCGGCAGACAAGAUGUUAUCAGAAUCCCAGAUUCAUAACUUUAAAAAAGUAGGAAGUGAAGGCGAUUACGAAAGUAGUGCAAACCUUCCUGGGCAAGACCACACAUACCAGGGUCUGAACGAGGCUAAAGGGGCAACGAACAAGGCGUUCGGCCAGUCUAACCACGACUCAUCGGAUGACUACGACUCCCCACAUGAUCCAGUUAGCAAUGACUAUGUGAUACCUUUAGCUUGAGACUGUGUAUCUCCUUUGUAUUGCAUAUUGGAUAAUCUCUUCGAUAAAAUGUCUUCUUUAUUCUUUAGACCAAAUUCACUUUCAUCUGUUUGCAGAAAUUAAACCAAUUGAGCACGAUUUUUUUUUUCUCUUGAUAAAAACUGUCUAUUUGUGAUGUUGUGUUGGAAGAAUUAAGCUUUGUUUCGCUUUGUUUCUUGGCAUGCUGCAUUAUUAUGUUUUGGAUCGAUACUUAAUUUGAAUGCUAAGCAUGUGAUACAUCUAUGGAACGUCGUCUCUUAUUACCCUCACAAAAAAAAAGCUUUUCUUUGGUCAAAGAUCAGAAUUUAAUUGAAUAUAUACUGCAGAACAAAUUUUUCAUGGAGUCACUAAAUUAAUAAUCAAAAACAAGUGCUAAAAUUAGAAUUGUCUUAUUCAAAUGAUACUUUCUUUUUAUAACAGACAAUCAAAAAAGUCCAUUAUAUAUGUAUCAUCUGAUCAAUUAAAAGGAAAAUAUUUUUUUAAAAAGCUUUUUUUCACCAUAGAAAGUAACGUAAAUGUUAAUGAAAAAAAAUUGCUUUUGCAAGUAUUAAAAUUCGUUGUACUGUGAAAUUAUUUUCAAAUGAUUUGAAUUUGUUUGUUCUUUUGUCAAAGAAUUUAUAAAAUAAUUCGGGGAAAAUCGAAUAAUGUAUUUUCACUUAAAAUAAUUAGGAUUUAUAUUUCCAUUGAAAAAAUAUCUGUAUUGUCCAUAUCUUAUGAUAGUACACGAGAGAUAAGCCAAAAUGUUUCAUUUUUGAAAAUUAUAUUUUGUAUUUUAGAGGAGGUUAUUAUUGUUUCCAGAAUGACCUUUGAAUUUAUUUGUGAAAGUUAAAUUUGUCACCUUUCCAGAUGUAUUUCAGCAAAGUGUCGUUUCAAUUGCUAUGUAUCGUUUGAUUACAUAUCCAGAAAAAGUAAAGAAAAUACACAACGACAAUAUAUAAUUGCAGUUUUUUGUUUUGCAACGAACGCAAAGAUGACGGACAUGAACAAUUUGUUUAAUUGAGAUAUAAUUGAGAUAUCAUGAUUAUUAGACUGAGUAUAAAGUUUGAUAAAACAUGGUAAUCAAUUGAAAUCGAAUAUUACUGGAACACAAUUAUUGGAUUGCGUGGUGUAUUAAAUCAUUGGAAUAGGUCAGACAUUAAGUUUUGUUCGUUUUUUCACUUCGCCUAUUUUCUUACUAGUGAUUAUUACCAAAAUAUUGGAUGUACAUGUGAGCCGCUGUGCAUUUUGUCGCAUGUCUCAAAUGAUAUGAUAUAAAUUUCAUCACUGGAGCUUG